GGUACCUCGUGCUGCCGUUUCAACCGCAUCCCUCCAAAUACCAUCGCAGUGGGGCUAUGUCAUCCGUAACAGCAAUGACAGGAUAAAACUAUCGCAUCAUCAUAUUCAUUCACCGUGAUCACCGCCCGCGAUUCUCAUCAUGGCGGCCCAAGCAGAGUUGGCAGAGCCUUUACUUGCUCCGACGGAAGCCGAGAAGGGCGAUGCAGCACUCGAGACUCACACAGGCCAAGAGUCGGGGCGGAAACAUCGGAAAGAAUGGGCAUCUCAUCGGGAUGGUAGAAGGAUACACCGCCGGCGAUUAUUUCUAUCUUGUGCGGCCAUCCUGACUUUGGUCCUUUUCAUCCCUUUCAUAUGUAGGGCGUUGCCAUUCGGAAACUCUUCAGGAUGGGCUACCCACUGGCUGGAUACCGCCGAGCAACCCAACCGGGCACCGCCUUCCGGAGACCUCUAUCUCCUUGGCGUUGGCAAGGCUGAUAUCACUGGACCCGUGGUCGAGAUCAACCUGAUGGGUUACGCGGACCCAAAGCAACUCGGUACCGGUCUACGACAGCGACUAUACUCACGAGCCUUCAUUGUCGGGAGCGUUGAUAAGCCCGAGGAGAGGUUCGUCUACCUGGUGUUGGACACCCAGUCGGGCGACACCGCCAUCCGAUACGGCAUCAUAGACGGGCUCAAAGCGCUCGGGCCGUCUUACGCUGUCUACAGUCACCAUAACGUUGCCGUAACGGGCACUCACUCACAUUCCGGUCCUGGUGGGUGGUUGAAUUACUUGCUUCCUCAGAUUACCAGCAAAGGCUUCGACCACCAGGGCCACCGUGCUAUUGUUGACGGUGCCCUGCUCUCGAUUCGUAAGGCACACGAAAGUCUCCAGCCUGGGUACUUGAGCGUUGGCACCACCAAGGUGCAGGGCGCCAACAUAAACCGCAGCUUGUUCGCGUAUCUUGCCAACCCGGAGCAAGAGCGUGCCAAAUACAACGUCAGCGCGGAGGACGACGGGUCCGUGGAGAAAGACUUGACCUUGCUCAAGUUCCAGCGGGCCUCGGACAAGAAGAACAUUGGCGUCCUUACCUGGUUCCCCACCCACGGGACCUCGCUACUCGGCAACAACACUCUGAUCGCAGGCGACAAUAAAGGAGUGGCCGCCUAUCUAUUCGAGAGUAGCGCCUGCAAAGACCCUACGGCAGCCGAGAACUUCGUGGCCGGGUUCUCUCAAGCCAACGUCGGCGAUACCAGCCCCAACGUCCUCGGUGCGUGGUGUGAGGAUGGCUCGGGGGAGAUGUGUAGCUUCGAAAACAGCACGUGCAGUGACGGCCGAUCUCAGGCAUGCCACGCCCGCGGACCGUUCUUCCGGGUCCAAGACAACGGGGCGAGCUCAUGCUUCGAGGUAGGAAAACGGCAGUUCGAGCCUGCUCAGGCACUCUACCACGAGCUUCAGCGAAACCCGGUUCCCGUUCGAGGCGGGCCGGUCAAGUCAUUUCACACCUUUCACAACAUGUCUGGCUUCUCAUUCCUUCUCCCGAACGGCUCACAGGCACGCACAUGCCCAGCCGCACUCGGGUAUUCGUUCGCCGCCGGAACAUCGGACGGCCCCGGCGCGUUCGAUUUUACGCAGCACGACGGCAACGAAAACACCACAUCGCCUGUCUGGCAGGUUGUCUCUCGCCUUCUCAAGGAUGCAACGCCCGAGCAGCGAGCGUGCCACGAUCCCAAGCCGAUCCUUCUAGAUGUCGGUGAAGUACACACCCCCUACGAUUGGACGCCCAACAUUGUCGACGUGCAGGCGUUCCGCGUCGGCCAGCUAUUCAUCAUUGUCAGCCCCGGCGAAGCGACCACCAUGUCCGGCCGGCGGUGGAAGAAUGCCGUGGCGGACGCCUCAGCAACCCUAUUCGACGACGAACGCCGCAACCAAGAACCGGCACCGGCUAGCCCCGCCCCCGUCGUCGUCCUGGGCGGCCCGGCGAACAGCUACACGCACUACAUCACGACCGAGGAGGAGUAUGGCAUCCAGCGCUACGAGGGCGCCUCGACGCUGUACGGCCCGCACACGCUGGCGGCGUACAUCAACGUGACGCUGUCGUUCCUGUCGUACCUCGGUGCCGGCGCCCCGCCGCCGCCGCCCCAUGACGACUUGGGGCUGUUCCCGCCCGAUAACACGAACCGGUCGCUGUCGUUCAUCUCGCCGGUCGUGUUCGACGGCACGCCGCUGUUCAAAGGGUUCGGCGACGUGGUCACCGAUGUGAAUCGGGUCUAUCGCCGGGGCCAGCAGCCGCCGGUGAGCGUGGUGUUUGUCGGGGCGAAUCCGAGGAAUAACCUGCGUCUCGAGGGCACGUUUGCGGCGGUGGAGCAGCUGGGUCUGUUUGGCAAGGGGGAACAGUCCGUGUGGAAGAGGGUGAGGGAUGAUGGGGACUGGGCGUUGGCGUUCAACUGGCGGAGGACGAACGAGAUCAUGGGCACGAGCGAGGUCGAGAUUGUGUGGGAGCCGGAGGACUGGGCGGAGUCGGGCGUGUAUCGGAUCCGGUAUUACGGGGAUUCGAAGAGUCUGGGCGGGAAUAUCGGGGCUUUUGAGGGUGUGAGUUCGCCGUUUACUUUGGUGUAAGGCACUUUCUGUGGGAUCGGGGUGGACUGGACUGGGUAAUGGUUUGACGGGAUUGAGGGGGCAUCAUGGAAUAUCCCGGUCGGCGUUUUGGUUUUUCUUAUUCGAGGUAUUCGAGGUAUUCAAGUAGCCCUAGCCCUGUUCAAUUACACACCGAGCGGAACUACCUUAUCCUUGUUA
Molecule: messenger RNA, 2773 nt
Organism: Chaetomium fimeti
Lineage: Eukaryota; Fungi; Ascomycota; Sordariomycetes; Sordariales; Chaetomiaceae
Product: Neutral/alkaline nonlysosomal ceramidase
Exons: 1
Coding region: 140-2596 (818 amino acids)
Biological process (GO): sphingosine biosynthetic process; long-chain fatty acid biosynthetic process; ceramide catabolic process
Cellular component (GO): extracellular region
Molecular function (GO): N-acylsphingosine amidohydrolase activity
Source: RefSeq, a predicted model, not a curated record